Molecule: messenger RNA, 7369 nt
Organism: Alligator sinensis (Chinese alligator)
Lineage: Eukaryota; Metazoa; Chordata; Crocodylia; Alligatoridae
Gene: REST
Product: RE1 silencing transcription factor
Exons: 4
Coding region: 803-3487 (894 amino acids)
Biological process (GO): regulation of gene expression
Cellular component (GO): nucleus
Source: RefSeq, a predicted model, not a curated record
GGGGUGAGGGGGUCCCGCGCGGGGGUGGUGAGGGACGGCGGCCCCUGGUUGGGCUGCGGGGCGGGGGGCUGGCAGGCGGCCCGGAGAGCCGUCCCCGCGCUGGUUCUGGACGGAGGCCGGAGCCGGGCGCUCUGGAAAGCCCCUUGCCCGGGGUGGGGGGGCGGGUGGCAGCAGGAGCCCAGUCUGCCCGGCCCGCCGUGCGUGCGCUAAGAGGGGUCUGUCAGCACCCCCACGCACACAGCCUGGCUGGGAAAGGCCUGCGGGGUCCCCGUGAUCCCUGUGUUUUCUCUGUUGUAGUGGGGGACGGUGCUGCUUUGAGCAGGGGAUUGGCCUAGCCGACCUCCUGAGGUCCCCACCAGCCCUCCUCUUCUGUGAUUCCAGUAGGCCUCGCGGCAGGGAGGCGGCUUGUUGUGCUGAGGGUGUUUUCCGCAGUCUCAGUUGUCCUCCGGUCCCCCCCCCCCCCAUCAGGGGGAUCUGUUCCUCCUUUUUUCCUUCCCCUCCACGCGACUCCACCGAGGAUCUGGGGGGGCUUUUCUGGUUGAGGAGAGCACCCCGGUGGGUGAUAUUGCGAGGAGCGCUGGUCCCCUGGAAGUGGUGCUGAGAGUGCAGCGAAUCCAGGCGGACUGAUUAGUGCCUUUUGCUCUUCCGGACUGUGAGAGGGGUCUGUGUGCGUUGUUGCUUUCCAGUCCCCGGGACCUUCGGGGAGACAGCUCUGUCUUGAUUUCUUAUAAAUUGCAUAGAGAGGAGCGGGGAAGGAGAGAGGGGGAGAGAGAAGAGCAAACCAGUGAGCAAAAUUGCUGUUAUGGCAACUCAAGUGCUCGGCCAGUCUGGUGGCAACGGCUUGUUUCCUGGCAAUGCUAACAUUGGUAUGGCAUUGUCUAACGACAUGUACGACUUGCACGACCUUUCUAAGGCUGAGCUGGCUGCUCCUCAGCUCAUUAUGUUGGCAAAUGUGGCCUUGACAGGAGAAGUCAAUGGCAGCUGCUGUGAUUACCUGGUCGGAGAGGAGAGGCAAAUGGCUGAACUGACGACAGUGGGGGAAAGCAACUUUUCAGACAGCGAUGGAGAGGGCAUGGAAGAUGCACAGGGAAUGGAGAGUGACCCUGAUGGACCGGAGAACAUGGAAUUAGGAACUCUUGAAAUGCCUAGCGUGGAAACCCAGGAUCCAGCAGCUUGCCCGCCUCCUGAGACUUGCAGCCUAGACAAGGACCAGUCAUUGGAAGCACCAAGUACUCCAGAGGGCACAGAGGACAAAUGCAAAAACUUGAAGAGCAAACCAUUUCGUUGCAAGCCAUGCCAGUAUGAGGCUGAGUCUGAGGAGGAAUUUGUGCAUCACAUCAGGGUUCACAGUGCUAAGAAAUUCAUCGUAGGAGAGAAUGCAGAGAAGCAAGCCCAAGUGAAAGAGUCUGAUUCUUGUACCACAGAAGAGGCAGAUUUCUCUAAGGGGCCUAUUCGAUGUGAUCGCUGUGGCUAUAACACUAACAGAUAUGAUCACUAUUUGGCUCACUUGAAACACCACAACAAAGCUGGUGAAAACGAGAGAGUCUAUAAGUGCACCAUAUGCACUUAUACGACAGUCAGUGAAUAUCACUGGAAGAAACAUCUAAGAAAUCAUUUUCCUAGGAAAGUGUACACAUGCUCACAGUGCUCCUAUUUUUCAGACAGGAAGAAUAAUUAUAUUCAACACAUUCGAACUCAUACAGGGGAGCGUCCCUAUCAAUGUGCUAUGUGUCCCUAUUCAAGUUCUCAGAAGACCCAUUUAACCAGGCACAUGCGUACUCAUUCAGGUGAGAAGCCAUUUAAAUGUGAUCAGUGCAGCUAUGUUGCCUCAAACCAGCAUGAAGUAACUCGUCAUGCAAGGCAGGUUCACAAUGGGCCCAAACCUCUGACCUGCCCACACUGUGACUACAAGACAGCUGACCGAAGUAACUUCAAAAAGCACGUAGAGCUUCAUGUCAAUCCACGCCAGUUCCUUUGUCCCGUCUGUGAUUAUGCUGCAUCCAAGAAAUGCAACCUGCAGUAUCACAUAAAAUCCAGGCAUUCUGAUUGUUCUGAUAUCACAAUGGAUGUUUCCAAAGUGAAGCUACGGACUAAAAAGAGUGAAGCAGAACUUUCUGAAAGUGCCAAGGACAAGACAGAAAAAGAACAAACAAAAGGCGAGUCAGCUGAAAAGAAAAAUGAAAAAGCUGUAAAAGUGGAGAAAAAGGAGAGCUUAUCAAAGGACAAGAAGUCAACCAUCAGUGUUUGUGUAGGUCAGGUGACCACCAGAAGUCGUAAAUCAGCUGCUGAAAACAAGGAGGCAGAUGUUAAAAGCGAGAAAGGUGCAGAGAAAUCAUGUAAAACAAAGAAGACUAAAAGAAAGGCAGAGGUUGAAUCAGUUUCCUUAAAGCAAGACCCUGCAAAUGACACACAAACAAUAGCAAAAAAGAAAAAGAAGGUAGAAAAUAAAUCACGAAACAGUCAGGAAGCCCAAAAAGGCGAAGUCACAUCAGAGGCACCUAAAAAGCUAAACUCUUGCCUUAAGAAAAACAGGAAAAAGAAGGCUAUGAAGAAUAAGCAUAGCAAAAAAAGCAGUAAAUCUGAUCAGGAAAAGAUCCCAGAUGAAGCAGCCCCUGAAAAGCCUCCCAUCACGGAAGAGGAUGGAAACAGGAAGUCUGACAGUACUAGUGAUGACCAGCAGCCAGAGCAAGACCCUGUUGCUCCAACCCUGGCUGAUGCUGACAGCCAGAUCCCUGAUGGAAAAAGCCAGAUUCCUGAUGGAGAGUCUGUCCAGGACCAGGUAUUCCCUCCCCCACAGCCUCUGGAGGAAAAUGUGGAGCUAGAGGUGAAAGAUCAGGAAGCACCUGUUGCAGAGGAGGAGAACGAAGAAUCUGUUAAUGAGAAGGAAGUUGAGAAUGAACCUGACCAAGAGCAAGCCACCUGCCCUGAGGAGUGUACCAGCACAUCUGAACAAAACCUAGAAAAAACCCUAGAUGUGCCAAAUGAUGCAGUUCCAGACUUGACACCUCCACCUCCGUUGGAACCAGAGCAAGCCUGCGAGACAGAACCUGUGACAAAUCCAGAUUCAGCUGAUCUGACAAAGGCAGACUUGCCUGCGGAAGAGCCAGCCCCAACACUGCCAGCACCAGAAAAGUGUGAGCAGGGUCCUAAAGAAGCCCUGGCUUUAUCAUCUCCAGAUAACACAGCAGUAAACGAAUCUCAGGAAAUUGAUGAGGACGAAGGCAUCCACAGUCACGACGGCAGUGAUAUAAGUGACAACAUAUCUGAAGGGAGUGAUGAUUCUGGGUUAAACGGUGCUCGGUCUGUACAGGAAGAAACCAGUAGAAAAGCAUCACAGGAAGCUGCGGAAGCCACAGUUGCAAAGGAGAACUAUGUGUGUAUUUUCUGUGAUCGUUCAUUUAAAAAAGAAGGUGAAUACAGUAAGCACCUCAAUCGCCACUUGGUGAAUGUGUAUUACCUUGAGAAGGCAACAAAGGAGCAGGAAUAACCGAACUGCAGUUGGGUAGCAAGUUUAUCCUUUUUUUCUGUAAGAUCUUAUACAGCUUAUGUACAGUUACUGUAGAAUCUUUUUUGACAUGCCGUCAGCUUUAAUUAGUAUCUGGCUUAAUGACUUUUUAAAGUUGAAAAUAUUUUUGCCAACUUUCUAUGUAAUAAUGAAUUCAUUAACAGUUGUAUCUCUUGAGUAGAGGUGAGUAGGAUGUACGAGGCUGUAUUGUAUUAAAUCAGUGUAAGCCUCCAGUUUGUUAGUUCAUGCAAUUGUUUUAUAAAUGGAGUAUUAGCAAACAGACUAUAGCUACCCCAAAGUAAAGUAAGUCAGAUCUUUCUAGAACAGUAGGCAUUAGUUUCUUUUUAUUUGUGCAGCCAGAUUUUCUUUAAGUUUUAGUUUUUCAUUAUCUUAAGAUAUGGUGGUAUGCUAAGUGUUUAAGCUACUCGGGUUUUUUUUUUACAGACAGGUUCUGUUUCAUAAAGAGAGCACUUUGAUAAACAAAUCCAAGUUGGUUAGAGAGAAAUGUAAUCAUUUGAAGAUAAUUAUAAUUCUGAACAUACAUUUCAGAUCCCCUAAUCGUGAGCAGUAAGCCAAAAUUUGGAAGGAAUAUUUCCAGUUUUUGAUUGGAGAACUUGUAUCUUGGUAAAUAUAUAAAGUAGUAACUGUAGCGUGUCUUUGGCGUUGUUGUGGGAGAGCAAGUUGCGGGAUUGUUUUUCUUCUUUUGAUUGUGCUUUAAGGGCUUAAUAUAUUGCACAUUGUUUUUGAUUCUUACCUAUGCAUUUUUUAAUUCUUUAGGAAUAGAGUUUGGGGGGGGUGUGUGUGUGUGUGUGUGUGUGUGUGUGUACACACACACACACACACACACGUGUUUGGUUUUGUUCAUGUCUCUGUUUCCCCCCUUUUUUCAAAAUUUUCAGAUUCGUUGCUUACCCUGGGCCAGUUUUUGUGAUAAUCUUUGCUGUUGUUUUUCUUGUUUUCAUGGGGUAUUAUUGAUUGUGCAUGAAGUUGCUAAAAUUAUAUACAGUUUGGUUAUUUUUAAGUAGCUUUAAAAUUGUAUAGUUUGGUGGCAAAAGGAUGUCGAUACAAGUUCAAAACACUAUUUUCAGUAAUCACACUCAUGACAUUUUCAUUGUAUUUUUUCAUGGAAUUGCCACUUCUGGUAUUGUAAUAUGUAAACUGAGUAUUAAUUUUAAUUCAUUUAUAACUUUUGAUUACCAUAAAGUGAAAUAUUCAGUGUAGGGGGAAAUGGCCUGCAUACUUCUGCAAACCCUGAUUCAUUUUUUCCUUUUCAUUUCAAUGUGAGUAACUCAGUCUUCCUGAAGAGAACAAAUUGUAGCACGGGCAUAAAUGUGGAUCAUCCAUAAUCCCACGCAUCAAAAAGGCUAGUAAGCAACAAACCUGGAGUUAGAAAAACUGUUGAAAUUCCUGUUCCUUAUUCAUUCAAGUUUAAUUAACUAAAGUCACCUGACCUGCUAAGGUUGCUUAAAGAGAAAAUAAAUUGGUGGCUGGAUUAUAAACUCAUUCCCAUAUGCAAGAGAGUCAUAUAAAGAAAUUCUGACUGCAGAGAUCCAUCCAGAUUAAGAUUCAGAUUAUUUUCUUGGGGCACGCAAGCGCUAAACUGGCUAAGGGCCAGACAGUUGCCAAAAACACCCAGACAAGCAAAAACCCUCAUCUUUGCAGCAAGAGAACGAGCAUUUUAUGUUCAGUUCCAAGGGGAAACUGGCUCUUGGGGUAAGCAACAGCUACUCAAGCUUUAUAACCCUGAGUGUUCUCUGCCCUGCUUUUUGUACAGCAGUUGUGGGGGAAAAUGUCAUGCAGGCAAGUAGAGCCCCUGGGUGGUGAUAUCUGCCUGGAUAUUUUGUGGCAAGGAUUCUCAAUAUGACCUUGGGGUGUGGGGAGGGACAGGAUUGCAGAGUUUGCAUUUAUUUUGUUCGCUUCUUGUUUUAGUUGGUUCUGGGAUCUGCAUUUCAUGGCAUGCAGUAUUGUAACUUGAUUGAAUAGAGAACAGAGUGAAUACACUGCUUCUGCUUAUGAGGGAGAUUGGUAUUGGGAGGCCAAAGAUUUGAGGUGGGGAAAAUCCCGCCAGGCAGAAAUCAAUUGUAUAAUGUAUAGUGAGUUUGUAUUUGAUUAGAUAGCAUUCAAUUUUUACCUUGGCUGUGACAAUCAUUGUCAACUGAAGAUCAAUUUGCAACUAUAUUUAUGUUAAAACAUUAAGAAAAUAAAUCUAGUUGAAUCGUCUUCCUAAACAACAUGUUGUAAUAGUCUUAGAUGCAGUUUUCUUGUUAACAGUAUGUUGUCUUAUAUAUAAAGUUGUUGGCAUCUUUUGUAAGAGAUUUGAACAGAGGCUGGGAAUUCCAGUGCUGUGUUGUGGUUUUAAAAGAUCACUUCAUAUUUUUUAAAAAACAGCGGUUGCUGUCUUGUGAGAGGUGUCAAGGACUUUAGCAAUGUGCAGAUACAGUUUUUGGGCUAGCUUGGUUUUUGAGAUAAAAGUAAAAACAUAGCAGUAACCUCAAUGCCAAUUAAAUGAUCUGCUGUUACAUAAAAGCUAAUGUAUGUUUCUCCAAGUUAAAAUGCUGUACAUUGCUGGAGAAUGGGCAAGCAUAAACACUUGACCUUCACAAGAACUGUUUGAAAAGGAUAAUGCCUAUAUUAGGCAGUAUUCCUUCUCAUAAGAUUUGAAACUAAAAAUUAAUGUGUUUAAGGAUGAAAAAAAAAUGUUGAUUACAUAUAUUAGAGAUGUGAUCUUUCUGUCCUGAAAUACCUUAGAUAUCAGUAUGUAACCAUGUUGGAAUUCCCAUUUUUCUGUUUUGAUUUUAAUAGAUAAAGAUAGGAAUGUGAGAGUAUGUUAAAGUAAAUCAGAAAAAGAUGUAACGUGUCAUUCAUAUCUAACAAUAUGCUUAGACAGUGCUAAUGAAUAUUUGAAAUAGGCUGUAAGACAUAGUUAACCAACCUUGUGUGUUCUGAAUAUGUAUUUCUCAACUCUCCCUUUAAACAUAUGUACAACAUUGUGUUUCUUUUCCAAGAACUUUAAAUUAUUUUGUAUACAGUUAUGCCAGUACUAGCUUCUUCCCUGUCAAAAGCCUUCUCUUGGCAACAGUGCCUAUACCAGUAUUCAGCCUUUAAGUUGAGAUUGGAGGGAUUGCUGCAGGUUUCCCAUACAGCAGUAUCCCACACUGCCAAUCCCAUAUAGAGUAACAUGGUGUUUAGGGCCUUAAUGUUUGUGAAAAUACAUGCUCAGACUGACUGCCACAUGAAAUAAUCUCAAAAGUAGACAACCGGGAACUUGUAAUCCAUUGUGCUAUAGUUGCUGUUUCUGGAUUUUGAUGAUCUAGACUGGAAUUUAAAUCCUUAAAAAAAAAUAAUACGCAAAAAAGCCCUGACAGGUCAUUUAGCACCCAAUAAUGUUUAUUUCUACAGAGUAAUGUAGCUGAAAAACGUUAACCAAAAUCAAGAAUGUUGGUUUUGUAGAUACCCAGUUUAUAUACAAUAUUAACUCAUCCAGAUAGCUAAUGGAAUUGUUUCACAUGUACAUAUGCUUUUUCCUAAAAUUACAUUAGCUAACAAACUUUUGUAAGCUGGCACAGAAACAUUUUUAUGAUGUUUUGUUGCACCAUGUUUGAAGCUUUUACAGUGCAAUACUUGUAUUUUUUUCUGAAUUAAACCAAAGGUAAUUUUUUCAUGCUCUCUGUCUACUAUAGUGCAUGACAACCUUUUAUACAUUUGUAAUAGAUGUAAAACAAACCAGAUCACAAGUCCUGUUUUUACUUAAAAUAUGUACAAGUCUUCUGUUCAAAAUGUAGUGUAAAGUUGAACUAAAUUGCAUUAUAUUAACCCUUACAAGUGUAUUUUCCUAAGCAUAGUUAUGAUUAAAUAAACUUUAUU